AUGGAUAUUAUCAAGAAAGUUCACGCGGCAAUCAUCAAAAGUUUAAAGUCAAAAUACGUUGCCGAUUUCCUGGAAAUUGUGUCUGACUAUUUGCAAACCUAUAGAAAGGAAAAAGAGAACUCAAUCCUAAACUACCGAUUUGAUCCGGAAUCCAAUGUCACUUCAAUUAACUAUCUCUAUCAAAAACAUGCAAAAGUCAUCAUCGUGAAAGUGUUCAAAAAGUAUCAAAGUACAGUUCGUGAAGCAUUUGACCAACAGCUGGCCACGUUAGAAGAUACAAAUAGCGAAGCUACAAUAAAACUGGUGAUUAAAAGCUUGCUCAUUCAUGUUGAAAAUGAAUGCCGCAGCGUACGAAUCGACCCUUUCUCUCUUUCUGACGAGGUCUUUCAGGCAUACAUGACUGAGACCGAAGGAGAAAGUGGUCAGCCUAGGCAAAUCACUGUCAAGAUGGAAAAAAAGUGGACAUUUUUCGAUAUGCAGACGAUGCAAAGAGACGUUUCAAAACAAUUUAAAGAAGAUCCUGAAAAGUUCAAGCUGGGAUUCUGCAAGAUCAUUACAUGUGUAUUUAAGAUUGUUUGUUGGACAUUUCAGGGUGACAAAGACUUGAACGAGCAAAUUCGUCAAAACUUUUCCCUUUCGCAACCACCGAUGGGACUUAAUUAUGAUAUAGGCUAUUGCAGAGAGACUCAAUCAAGCUACCGGCCAAAAGAGCCAAGGAGACAAAAACCGUUCUACGGCAAGGCAGGCAAGUCGAAUAAGGGAAGUACAUCAAAGACACCAGAUACCAGAACCAAGGAAGAGAAGGAGUGGGACGCAGAGCAACGCCGUCAAGCUCCUUUAAAACGCUAUGAAACAAGGCUUGCGGAACUUUUAGGUGAAGGAACGGAAGCGAAACUUUAUGUCAGUCAAUUUUGUUCGAGUAUUAACGUGUACCUUUCUAAGGAGAAGCGAAUUCAAUUCACACCAUCGAGGGAAUGGUACGUUGAUAGUGGCAUCAAAGCAGAAGAUACGAUUCAAUUGCGUCUUAAAUUAGGAGAAGAGCUCUACUAUAUUUAUGAUCCAGAUGAGCAUAAUGAUGACGACGAGCAUUAUGGCGUUGGUGGUGAGUUGAUCAUUCGAAAGAGGAACAAAGACGGUAGUUGGAGCGAAUAUCCCUACUUUUUCACAACCAAACAAGAAUCAAGCGCAGAAGUGAUUAUGGAGAUCAUUAAAGAGCAGAAAGUUCAACGUGACUCUGAGACAGUGAACGGAUGAAUGAUGAUAUAGCCUGUGUAAAUAUUUUUGAAUAUGAUGAAAUGAAUCAGAUGUCAUGAUAGAAAUCACCGCAUGAUCUUUUCUUCUUCUUCUUCUUUAGCCGAUGAUGGUGUAAGAUGAACAGA
Molecule: messenger RNA, 1379 nt
Organism: Meira miltonrushii
Lineage: Eukaryota; Fungi; Basidiomycota; Exobasidiomycetes; Exobasidiales; Brachybasidiaceae
Exons: 2
Coding region: 1-1254 (417 amino acids)
Source: RefSeq, a predicted model, not a curated record